GCGUUUGACUGUCGUGCGCGCGACGUCAAACCCGCACAAGUCUUUUCUUCCCCACUUCUUCUCAUCCUUCCGGACUCUUCCCGAGCCGACAGGGGAGAAGCGCGCGCCUGUGUCGGUUCGAUCCCGGGACGCCGGCGUACAAGGACACCAGACGCCAAGUGAACCGCGACGCGAGGGUGCACCCGCCCCCGCCGCCUCCAGUGUGACCGCCCCCCUCCCACGUGCCACCAUGGGUGGCGCGCCCUCCCCCACCAUGCUCUCCGCCACCACGACCACCACCAUCAGCACCACGGUGCCCGUGGUGCUUCUGCUCGUCUCCGCCGCGUGCCUGUCUCCGAUCUCUGCACAGGUGGACAACGAUCUGGUCUUCGACGAGCCGGGGGCGGAAGCUGCCCGACCGCACGCCGCCCCGCUGCUGCAGAGGCCGCAACACCACCACGGCCACCAACAGCACCACCACCAGGCAGACAACCACUCCUCCACACCAGCACCAGGAAUUCCUGCUCCAGCUGCGACGCGCGAAUCUUUCGUCGUCGCGCCCUUCUCGCAACUGGAGGAUGACUUCCAAGAGGCCGAACUAGCGAGGGACGCAACGGCGCACGCAGAGACAUCUGCCGCCGGCUUCGGAGACCUCCUGCAGCGCGCCAAGCGCCACAUCCUCGACUGGUGGCACGGAGCGGAACCGAGUCAUCACAAGGAAGCCCCGCACUCGCGCGUCCGUCGUCAGGAUGAUGACUACGGCAAUGAGGAUGAUUACGAUGACAACUACAAUGGACCGGACGACGAGAACGGCAACUACGACCAGAAUGGCGACAACGGCAACGGCGACAACGGCUACGGACCGGAAAACGGUGAGGAAGAUGUGCCGAUACCGGGAGACAAUGACGACGAGGACCUCUACGAGCUGGGCCCGCAUUCCGGCUCAGGGGCCGGAAGCCACGGCAUCGGCAUCGCGUCCCCCACCACGACUUCUCCAGAACACGCACCCGCAGAGCCGCAGCCUCCAGGCUCUCCACGCUACUACCGCAUGACUCUGGUCCUGCUGGAGCCGUACCACGAAGACAUGGCCAACCGCUCCAGUUCCAGGUUCGAGGACCUCAGCAGGCAACUCGUGGAUUUUGUCCAGCGGCUGUACGAAGACCUCCCGGGAGAGCAGCGUGCGAUGCUCAUCAGACUGCAGCCAAAUGGUGACCCAUUCAAGUCAGUAGCUACCUUGGACAUCGGGACGCGCUAUUUCUACGAUGCGGAACAAAUUCGGCAGCGGAUCUACGACCAUAUCCGCAACUACCGGUCUCUGGACAAUAUCCCUGCAACUGUCGAGGGCUUCACCUUCAAAGAGUUCAGCGGCCAAAACGGUGCGCGCCCCACCGCAUGCGCUCCAAACGAACUGCCCUGUCGCAGUGGCGAGUGCCUCCCGGCAUCCACGCGAUGCAAUGGCAGGCAAGAGUGCGAGGACGGUUCCGACGAGGCAGGAUGUCCUCCUCCGGCGGUUACAGUGCCAGUGUCCCGUAGCCCGCCUGUGUACGCUGAUACGACUACCACUAGCACAACCACCACCUCCACCACAACAACAACAACAACCACAACCACCACAACUCCUGCCCCGACACCUCCCGUCUUCCCGACCGAGCCCGAACUGGUAACUCAGCGUGCCCCGGAGCCGCCGGAGUCCGAUAGCCUCGCCCGUGGAUCGGGAGCUAUUUUGCCGACGCCUCCGCCGACAUUCGAGGACGAGUGUCGUGCCGACGACAAGGUGCGCUGCGCAGACAACUCGCACUACAUCUGCGCCGUGCAGCGGUGUGACGGCACCGAAGACUGCCGCGACGGAUCCGACGAGAGGGACUGCCCCGGACAGUCGACCACCACCACCACAACGUCGACAGCUGCUCCAGAGCCAGAACCGACUGAGUGUGCUGUUGGCGAGUUCCUGUGCGACCUCAGCCGGUGCAUCCUGGCGUCUCAGCGCUGUGACGGGGUGCGGGACUGCGACGACGGCACCGACGAGCACGAGUGCCCCACGCAAGCGCCCCCUGAGGACGGCUUCCGCUGUGACGACGGCACCUUGAUCGAGUACUUCAAGCGCUGUGACUAUGUAGACCACUGUAGCAAUGGAGAGGACGAGAGGGGCUGCGGAGAACCGACAGACCUGCACGCGGCGCCUAAGAAGCACCUGUGCCCUGACAAGACGCAGUUCAUGUGCACAGACCGGACAUGCAUCGACAUCCGCUACCUCUGCAACGGGGUCACCGAUUGCCCAAACGACGACAGCGACGAGUCGGAUUGCCCCUGCGACCCGCGCACGCAGUGGCAGUGCAACAUGGGAGAGUGCAUCGACCAGAGGCUGGUGUGCGACGGCAAGCGGGACUGCCCCAGGGAUGGCUCGGACGAGGAGAACUGCCCGCCCAGGCAGUGCACGGAGGGCGAAUUCCGCUGCAGGAUCAGCGGCCGGUGCAUCUCGCAGGCGCAGAGGUGUGAUCGGCGUUACGACUGCGGCGACGAUGAUUUCUCGGACGAACAGAACUGCCCAUGCCGCGAGGGCGAUUUCAGGUGCGACAACGGCUUCUGCAUCGACGGCAGCCAGCGCUGCGACGGCGUGAGGCAGUGCCAGGACGGCAGCGACGAGGCGCGAUGCCAGACCGAUGACCAGUGUUCGGCCAACGAGUUUCGCUGUCGGGACGGGACGUGCAUCAGGGGCUCCCUGCGGUGCGACCGCAGGGUCGACUGCUACGACGGGUCGGACGAGGAGGGCUGCCCGCCCAACGCCCCUACGACUGAUACGCGGCCGACGCCGCCCCCGACUUCCGGCUGCCGGAGGGACGAGUUCCGGUGCAACGACGGUCGCUGCCUCGGCAUCUCGCAGCGCUGCAAUGGCGUCCGGGAGUGUUCGCAGGGAGAGGACGAGCGAGGCUGCGUGACGUGUUUGCCGUCCGAGUUCAAGUGCCAGGACCAGUCGCGGUGCAUCGACCAGUCGCUGCGGUGCGACGGCCGCUACGACUGCCCGGACGGGAGCGACGAGGGAGACCUCUGCACCACGCUCCCACCCGAAGAAGUCGCUCCGUGCCCGGGAACCGACUUCACCUGCUCCGACGGCAGCUGUAUUCCGAUAGAGCUGGUCUGCGACGGUCGCGCGGACUGCCCGCGCGGUCUGGACGAGUUGGACUGCGAUAACGACGUGACGUCGCCGCACCCUACCGUGGAAGAUGGAACUGUUACCGGCUUCACUGCAGCGGAACCAUCGCCACCGGACAGUGGUUCGGCAACCACCUGUGCACCUUCCCAGUUCACGUGCCGGGACGGGACGUGCAUCGAGGCCAGCCGCCACUGUGACAGGACAUUCGACUGCCCCGACUACUCCGAUGAGGAGAGAUGUGAGGGAGUGUGCGUCCCGGGUGAGUUCCCCUGUGCGGACGGAAGUCAGUGUGUGCCAGAGUACCAGCGGUGCGACGGCCGACGCAACUGCAGGGACGGGUCCGACGAGGAAGACUGUGAAGGCUGCGCGGACAACCAGUUCGAGUGCAACGACGGCACUUGCAUCGACCUGGCGAGGCAGUGCAACGGCUUCCCGGAGUGCCGUGAUGGCAGCGACGAGUUCAACUGCCCCGACACUGACUUUGACCCCGAGGUGCCUGGUGGAGGCUACACCACUGGCAGGGAGCCCGAUUUCAGCCGCUCCCCGGAUUCCACCGAGUACCCGACUGGCGCUCCGCCGGUAGAUGAAGAAGAGUGCACGGCUGAGCAGUUCCGCUGUUCAAAUGGCUUGUGUAUUUCUGAUACGUUCCGCUGUGAUGGCUACCCCGACUGCAUCGAUGGUUCUGACGAGACUGGAUGCCCACGACGUGAAUGUGCCGUGUCAGAGUUCAGGUGCCGUGACGGGACGUGCAUUCCGCUGGGCCGCCGUUGUGAUGGGCGGACGGACUGUUCCGACUUCUCUGACGAAUACGACUGUCCGACACCUGCUCCAACAUGCAGUGCUCUGGAAUUCACUUGUGGGGAUGGAAGCUGCAUUGACCGUCGACGCGUCUGUGACGGCCGUCCCGAUUGUCGUGACUACUCGGACGAGAGGGACUGUGCUUGCAGGCCCGGAGAGUUCCGCUGCCGCGACGGACAGUGCGUGCCCGACUACCAGCGAUGUGACGGAGUGGCGCAGUGCCGUGACAGCAGUGACGAAUAUGGAUGUCCUCCGCGCCCGCCGCCACCCACGCCCCCCUCAGGAAACUGCUUGCCCGGGCAGUUCGCGUGUGCCAGCGGAGGGCAGUGUGUGCCGCAGUCGUCCGUGUGCAAUGGCCGACCCGACUGCAGGGACCGCUCGGACGAGAGGGACUGCCGUAACGAGACGACAACGACGACGACAACGACGCAGUCACCGCGUGCCUGCUCCAAGGUGGAUUUCCGUUGCGAGAAUGGACCGUGCAUCCCGAUGCACCUCAGGUGCAACCGCAUGGUCGACUGCCCCCUGGACUCGAGUGACGAACUCGACUGCCCUGCCGUACCAACUGUCGGAGGCCUCAACCUGAAGACUUAUCCUGACGACCAGAUCAUCAAAGAAAGCCGCGAGGUGGUAUUCCAGUGCAGAGACGAGGGGCCGCUGAGGGCGCGCGUCCACUGGCUGAGGGCUAACAACCAGCCACUGCCGCCAGGCUCACGGGACGUCAACGGUCGUCUGGAGAUGCCGGAGAUACAGCUUGAACAUUCUGGAACGUACAUAUGUGAAGCAAUUGGGUACUAUCCUUCAACUCCCGGAGCGAGGGCUUAUGUCACACUGACGGUUGAACAAUUGGACCUGCCCGUAACACGACCAGCGUACACCUGCCAACCGUACGAAGCCACCUGUGCCAACCUCGACUGCAUUCCCAAGGAGAAGGUCUGCGACGGAAACUUUGACUGUGUGGAUGGCUCGGAUGAGAUGCGGUGCAGUGCCCAUGGAUGUGAGCCCAACGAAUUCCAGUGUGACAACAAGAGGUGUGUGCUCAAGACGUGGCGCUGUGACUCGGACGACGACUGUGGCGACGGCUCUGACGAGCAGAACUGUGCAACUAAUCCACCAGGUUCUCCGUGCCGAUACAACGAAUUCCAGUGCCGCUCGGGUGACCAGUGCAUCCCUAAGUCGUUCCAGUGUGACUUGGAAGUGGACUGCCAAGACAGGAGUGACGAAAUCGGCUGCUCUCCUGUCUACAUUCAGACCCCUCCACCACCUAUGGUAAAUCUCAACAUCGGCGACACGAUGAACAUCAGCUGCACUGCGAUCGGCGUCCCUACCCCGGAAGUGGUCUGGCGUCUCAACUGGGGCCACAUUCCCGCCAAAUGCACGACCAGGAGCGUGAAUGGCGUUGGCACUUUAAUCUGCCCCGAUAUCCAGGAGACGGACCAGGGAGCGUACAGCUGCGAAGCCAUCAACACGCGUGGCCCAGUGUUUGCAGUGCCGGAUGCCAUCCUGGUAGUGAACCGGCCACCUUCCGUGUGCCAGCGAGGCUACUUUAACGACCUGGCCUACCGCCCAUCAGACUGCAUCCCGUGCUUCUGCUUCGGCGUCACUUCGGACUGCUCCAGUGCGGACCUGUUCACGUAUCAGUUGCCUCCACCACUGGACGCGACAACACUGGUUGGAGUGCGCAUCGACCCGCAGACGGGAGCUGUUAGCAUCAGUCCGCAGCUACCGCGGUCACGUCCUGGCAUCCGGCCACUCGAUAGGGCUAGGGGCAGCUUCCAGGUGUACUCAGUGGAGCGUACAUCUGACGGCAUAUACCCAUACUUUGCUAUGCCAGAGAACUACCUGGGUAAUCAGCUCAAGUCCUAUGGAGGCUACCUGAAGUACACUGUCAACUUUGUCGGCCAAGGAAGACCCAACAACGCUCCUGAGGUCAUACUUUCGGGUAACAACUACACGCUGGUGCACGUCCCACGGCAGCAGCCUGAGGCGGGCCGCGACAACGACAUGUCGGUCCGCUUCUUCUACGGUGAAUGGUACAAACGGACCGGUGCCAGGCCUGGCGGUGAUAUUCCUGGGGGGCCUACGGAUGUCCUCGCCUCUCGUGAGGAGAUCAUGAUGGCUCUCAGCAAUGUGGACAACAUCCUCAUCAAGACCCAGCACACAGACGGAGGGCUCCUUAGCACGACAUUAUCCAACAUCCACAUGGACUCUGCUGCAAUCCGCAACACCGGCCAAGGACAGGCAGCUUUCGUGGAGGAGUGCCGCUGCCCACCCGGUUACGCUGGCCUCUCUUGUGAGAGGUGCGCCGAAGGCUACGAGCACCGCCCGCAGGGCCCGUGGCUGGGCGUGUGCGUGCCCAGUGCGCCACCUACACCGCAGUCGUGCCGGCCGGGCGAGUACGGAGACCCGCAGCGCGGCAUCCCCUGCCAGCCGUGCCCCUGCCCGCUCACCAGCCCUGGCAACCAGUUUGGACGCUCGUGUUUCUUGGACACCGAUGGACAGGUUACCUGCGACUGCCCUCCAGGAUAUGUCGGACGCCGUUGUGAACGCUGUGAUGUGGGAUAUACUGGGAAUCCUCUUAUCCCAGGGGACUCUUGCUCUCCAGGCGGACCGUGCGAUCCUGCUGGUAGCCUCUCGACUGAAGUGGAUCCUGUGACUGGGCAAUGUCGUUGCAAGGAACUGACAACGGGGACCCUGUGCAACCAAUGCAAGCCCAACUCUUUCCACCUGGCGCCGCAGAACCCGGAGGGCUGCAUCAGCUGCUUCUGCAUGGGCAUCACCGACUCUUGCACCAGCUCCUCCUGGUACCGCACGCAGAUAACAUCAGCAUUCACACGCGACGCACAGGAUUUCAAGCUUGUUGACGACCCCCUCAACCUGGACCGACCCAUCACAGAAGGACUGCGUGUUGACCCUGUGGCCAGAGAGUUAGUCUUCCAAGAUUUCUCCAGGCGCAGCCCUGUAGUGUACUACUGGAUGCUGCCCCCGCAGUUCCUGGGAGACAAGGUGACCUCGUACGGUGGAUACCUGAACUACACGGUGCGCUACGUCCCAGCCCCCGGUGGCCAGAGCUCCAGGAACAAUGCCCCAGAUGUCGAGCUCAUCAGCUCGAACGACAUCAAGCUGAUGUACUUCGGGCGCGACCAGAUCGAGGCGGACCGGCCGCAGACCGUUUCGGUGCCGCUGCUGGAGCAGUACUGGCAGCGCAACGACGGGCAGCAGACGCACCGCGACCACAUCAUGAUGGCGCUCGCCGACGUCCAGGCCAUCCUCGUCAAGGCCACCUACACCACCAACACUCGCGAGGCUGCACUGAUCCAGGUGACAAUGGAUAUAGCCGAGGAGCGCAACACCGGUCAACAGCGCGCUUUCCCGGUGGAGGAGUGCGCGUGCCCCGUGGGAUACCGCGGCCUGUCCUGCGAAGACUGUGACGCGGGCUACACGCGCUCCUUCGAAGGUCUCUACCUUGGACUUUGCGAGCCCUGCAACUGCAACGGACACUCCGACGAGUGCCAUCCGGAGGAAGGAACCUGCUAUAACUGCCGAGACCACACCACCGGUCCAAACUGCGAGCAGUGCGAGCCGGGCUACGAGGGUGACGCGACACGCGGAACAGCUGCCGACUGCCGUCCUACCGGAGACAGGCCUCCGACCAGCGACACGUGCUACUGUGACCCGCGGGGCAGCCGCGGACCUGACUGCCCGUGCGUCUGCAAGACAAACGUGGAGGGCGAACAGUGCAACCUCUGCCGGCGGGGCACGUUCUCCCUGUCCGAGGACCACGUCGAGGGGUGCCUGGAAUGCUUCUGCAACGGUGUGUCCGAGACCUGCCAGGCGUCCAACCUGUACCGCCAACAGAUCCCGAUGCAGGUGUUCGACGAGAACCACGGCUUCACGCUCGCUGACAACAACAGACAGACAAUAAUCAGAGACGGAUUCACAGUGAAUAUGGCCCGCAACGAGAUCGAACACCGUGUGAGUGGAGCCGAGCAGCGACUGUUUUGGUCUCUGCCCCCUUCGUUCACUGGUAACAAGCUCGAGUCAUAUGGCGGCUAUCUGAACAUCACCCAGUCGUACUCGGCGCAGCCGAACUCUCGCCGCUAUUACGACACGGACAUUGUUAUUGUGGGCAAUGGAAUCAGCAUCUACUGGUCAGGCGUCCCAGACACCAGGCCUGAUGUACCAUUUACAUACAGCGUGCAGCUGAAGGAAGGUGUGUGGCAGAGGCUGCUUCCGACAGGCCCGGGACCCGCGUCUCGGCAGGACAUGUUGCGCGUGCUGUCUGCAGUCGAGGCUAUCCUGGUGCGUGCCUUCCACGCGACACUCACCACCGCCACUCGAAUCUCCGACAUCUCACUCGACACAGCAGUGCCGCAGCCUACGGGUCAGGCAGCUGUCCGCGACGUCGAAGUCUGCCGCUGCCCGCCUGGUUACCGAGGAUCGUCCUGUGAGUCUUGCUCACCUGGCUACUAUCGCGACACGAGCCGCGGGCCGGAGAGUGCCACCUGUGUUCGCUGCCCGUGCAACGGCAACGAGGAGAGCUGCUACGCUGACCGCGACGGCCGCGUCACCUGCGUCUGCCAGCCCGGCUACACUGGCCGCUACUGCGACUCCACAGAACGACCACCAAUUGUGACACCAUCACCAUUGCCGGGAUCUACUGACUCUCCGCAGCCGACCAUAACGGUCAGAAUUUCUGAGCCAUCCAUCCAGAUUGUCGAAGCUGGCAGCACUGUCCGCUACAGGUGCACAGGAGUGUCUAUCUAUGAGGUUCCAGUGAGCCUGGUCUGGACCAAGGAAGGCGGAGAGUUGCCGGAUAGGGCUUACGACGACCGCCGCGGCACGCUCACCAUCACCAGUGUCGUGCCGUCUGACUCUGGCACCUACAUCUGUACAGCAUCCGACCAGUACAGCAUCCAGACGAGCCGCGCCGUGCUCACUGUAGGAGGGUCCGGUUCAGAACCACCGAGAGUCGAAGUGCGGCCUCAGUACUUGACCGUCAACGAAGGCGACAGCGCAGAGUUCGAGUGCUCGGCUUCGGGAAUACCCCAACCCGACAUCAGGUGGACACCAGAUGAAGGCCGUCAGCUCAGCCCGCAGGUGUACUACAGUGGAGGCGUAUUGCGCAUACCGUCAGUACGCAAGUCGGACGAGGGUCGGUACACAUGCUCGGCCAGCAAUCCUGCAGGAGAGGACAGGCGCACCGUCUACCUCUAUGUCUCAGAUUCGCCAGAACCUUCGGUGCAGCUCACAAUGCAGCCUUCUACGUACGACGGCCCCGAGGGCGCGACCGUGGUCCUGCGCUGCCUCGCCGGAGGCGUGGCGGGUGCACCGCCCCCGCGCAUUACCUGGAGCCGCCAAGGCGCCGAGCUGCCGCCGAACGCCCGCCAGGAGGACGACGGGCGCGGGUCGGCCACUCUAGAAAUCCCAUCCGCAACUGCGGCCGACUCCGGCGUUUACAUUUGCACGGCUGUGAGAACGACCCCACCGUCCUACACUACUAGCACCGUCAGGGUAGUCGUCACUGCCUACAGGCAACCACCGGUCGUGAGCAUCGAACCGGAACGUCAGACGGUGGCCCAGGGAUCAUUGGCAGAGCUCCGUUGCGUGGCUUCUGGCGAACCCACACCGGCCAUCACUUGGAGCAAGGCCAAUGAGGAACUGUCGAGCAGCUCGCAGGCUGUAGGCCCAGUGCUGAGAAUUCCCAACAUCCAGGUCCAGGACCGAGGCAUCUACAUCUGCACAGCCGAGAGUCCGUCUGGAACGUCACAGGCCUCUGCCGUGCUUGAAGUUGAACGUCGCGAAUCGCCGAGGGUCAGUCUGUUCCCGACAGAGCAGCAGACCGUCAUCACAGGAGGUAGCAUACUGCUGCAGUGUCGUGUCGAGGCCGGCAUUCCUGCGCCCACCGUCACCUGGUCACGCGUCGACGGCAGGCCGCUGCCGUCCAGUGUCGAGGAGCUGCCCGGAGGAGUCCUGAGGUUCACGGGAAUGACAAAAGACGACGAGGGCACGUAUCUGUGCGUCGCCCGUAACGAGGCAGGUGAAGCGCGCCUGACUGGCUCCAUCUCGGUGCAUACUCCGCCACAUAUCACGCUGCUUCCCUCACAGCAGGUGUCUGUGAACGCCGGCCAGAACAUCCGUCUCGAGUGCCGUGCCACUGGUGAUCCUCUUCCCAACGUCUUCUGGCAGACGAUACAGCGUCCAUUUGCCGUGGAGUCGAUGGCACGACCGUCAGUGGCCAUCCUGGAAAUCAACGGUGCGAGUCGCGCGGACGAGGGCUCCUACAGCUGUCUGGCGCAGAAUGCGGCCGGAUCUGCCGAGGAACGCCUCUACCUCACUGUUGUCGAUGCCGGUGCCGGAGUGUAUCCACCUGGAAAUGACACUUACUAUCCUCCGUACCCGCGGCCGACUCGUCCCUACAGCACCGAGCCACCUUUCGGCCAGGAGACCGGCGCUGAAAGUGAAGGGGGAGUCAAGGAACCGACUCCCAGGCCCGGAUACCCGCAGUACCCCGGCCUCACCGUAUCCAGCCAGCGUUUCGAGCUGCCGGUCGGCGGUAGUGGCGAUCUCCGCUGCUCCCUCUCAGGCCGUGACCCCCAGAUCGACCGCAUCUUCCUGCGCUGGAUACGGCCGGACAACCGCCAGUUACCACGCAACAGCUACGAGCGCGACGGUAUCCUGGGCCUGCGCAACGUACAAUAUGGAGACGAGGGCGAGUACAUCUGCCAGGGUGUCAGCCCCACGGGUCAGACCGUCUUCAGCGCCAGUACCUACGUCGAGCUGAUUGAGCUGCCACGGAUCCGGUUAGAGCCGGAGCACCAGGUGGUGAGGCCGGGCGACUCGGCGCGCAUCGAGUGCUCUGUGGUCGGCACGCCGCCCAUCGACAUCAGGUGGCAGGCCGUGGGACGCGGCCUUCCCCCCUCCGUCACGACGUCUGGCGGCGUCCUUCAGUUCCAGGGCAUCACUGUCGCUGAUACGGGACGCUACAUCUGCUUAGCAACCAACAGAUAUGGACAGGCAGAAGGUGCCGCAGAAGUGAUUGUCGAAGACUACGAGUCGCGCCCACCAGUAACUUCCCCGGUCCAGCGCGACCAGACGGCAAACGUGGGCAGCCGCGUAGAGCUGCAGUGCCGGGUGUCGCAGAUCGCGGACAGGGGAGCCUCGUACAGCUGGACGCGCUACGACCGUCGCCCACUGCCGCCCACGUCGACACGCAGAGGGGACACCCUGGUGCUCAACGACGUCCGGCCCGAGGACUCGGGUCGCUACGUGUGCACCGUGACCGAGGCCUACCCCGGCAACCGCCAGUUCUCCGAGUACAUCGACCUGCGUGUCGAGCUGUAUGCGGCAGGUGGGUGCUACUUCGCCCCUCCGGGCGUCUCCGGCGUGGCAGCUGUGGGCGGCUUCCAGUGCCGCACUGGGGAGUGCGUCCCGCUCACGGCUCAGUGCGACGGCCGCAUCGACUGUCGCGACGGCAGCGACGAGCUCUACUGUGGUGGCGGACCUGCCGGCUACCGCAGGGGCGGACGGGGAGUGUCGAGCCUGUCACUGCACAUCGACGCGAGUAGCCAGCAGGUGCGGGCGGGCGACAACGUGGACCUGCGCUGCCGUGUCUCUGGGGCGGAUGGCUCGGUGCCUGUCAACUUCCGCUGGACCAAGGAGGACCGCGACCGGCAGCUCGACGGCAACGUGCAGACUGCCAGCGAACUGCUCAGGAUAACAAAUGUGAGGCCUGAAAAUGGAGGCGUGUACAGGUGCACGGCUUACACCGGUGCUGGGACCUUCAGUGAAGACUAUGUGCUCACCAUUCAGGACAUACCCGACCCGAUGAAUGACGACGCCGCAGCCAUCGAAACACUGACAGCAGAAUACGGGUCGACGGUGAGCAUGGAGUGCAAGACUGACCUGGAACCUCCUGUGAACUACCGGUGGUCACGCCAGGGUGGUGACCUGCCAGACAAGGCAGAGGAGAGACAGGAGUGGCUUCAGAUACGAGAGGUGACGGGCCGCGAUGCAGGCACGUACACGUGCACGGCAGACAACGGCAACUUGCGGAUGGACAUCCCGAAGGUACUGGUAGUGACGGGCGUGGUGCCGUACUUCUCACAGGAGCCCAACGCGUACACGAAGCUGCCGACGCUGUCGCAGGCUUACGUCGGCUUCGACGUGUCCGUCUCCUUCAGGCCAGAUUCCCCAGACGGUAUGAUUCUGUACAACGGAGAGAAGUCAGGGGACGAGGGUGACUUCAUCUCGCUGGGUCUGGUAGAUGGUCGAGUCGAGUUCCGCUUCAACGUCGGAUCUGGCCCCGCAGUGAUAACGUCCCGUGACCGCAUUCGGCUGGGAGAGUGGCACACCGUGCGCAUCGUCCGGGACAAGAAGCGCGGUUCGCUGUACGUCGACAACCAGGAAGCAGUUACGGGCGAGACAACAGGUUUGUUCCAAGGACUGGACCUGAAGGAGCCCCUGUUCAUCGGCGGCGUGCCCGACUACCGCCAGAUCAGCAGCCAGAGCGGCUUCACCCGGGGCUUCAAGGGCUGUGUCAGCCGGCUGGUGCUGAGUGCCGCCAGCCAGCCCGUCGACCUGAUGCGGGAGGCGAUCGAGAGCGAGGGCGUGACGGCGUGCGACGCCUGCAGCCACUCGCCCUGCAGCAAUGGCGGUGUCUGCCAGGAGGCGGCCGACUCGCCACGCGGCUUCACCUGCCUCUGCACACCCGGAUUCUCCGGGACCCUCUGUGACCGCUACGGCGAGGCCUGCUACCCUGACGCUUGCGGCCCGGGACGGUGCCACGUGGAUGACGAGAGGGGCCUUAUAUGUUUCUGCCCGUUCGGACGCACAGGACCGAGGUGCGAGCGGGAGGUGAGCGUGCGCACACCCAUGUUCAACGGGGAGGCCUACCUCGCGUACACCACCCCCGCGAGGGCGACUUCCAAACUGAUAGUGUCCAUCAAGUUCCGACCAGACGACCUCAAUGACGGCAUCAUAGCGUACAGUGGCCAGUCGACAGACGGAAGAGGAGACUUCUUCGCCAUCGUUAUCCACAACAGGACUGUCGAAUUCCGCUACGACACUGGUGCAGGACUGAAGGUACUGCGCAGCCGGCACAGGCUGGUGGCCGGCGAGUGGACGUCGCUGACGGCGCGCCGCGACUACAAGGAGGCGUCACUGACUGUUGCCGACGACCGGCAGACACGGCUCGAGAGUGCCGGUGGGCGCGGGGCUGCCAACCGCGGGCUCAACCUGCGCACGCCGCUCUUCCUGGGGGGUGUCAACUGGGCUGCCAUCACCGUGUCGCAGAACGCCGCCGUAACGCGCGGCUUUGUCGGCUGCAUCUCUGAACUGAAGGUGUCUGGCCGGACGGUGGAUCUAGUGAACGCAUUGGUGGAGGCAGCAAACGUGGAGGAGUGCGUGGACCGAACGCCACCUCCGACGGCCAGCGACGAAGGCUUCGGCCCGACGGCCGUAGGCGGUUGCCGCGGUGACAUGAACCCCUGCCAAAACUCAGCACGUUGCAUCGAGGUUCCUGGCUCUGGUCGCUACUACUGCGAGUGUCCACCGGGAUACACGGGAACGAACUGCGAGACGGCACUGCAGGACCAAGAGGACGCGCUGUGCCGCUCACUGCGGCCGUGCCAGAAUGGUGGCUCCUGCGAGACACGCGGCUCCACCUACCAUUGCCACUGCCCUAUUGGCUGGACCGGAACCAACUGCCAGCAAGCUGCCGACUUCGAGACGGAGGCGGGCUUCCAGGGAGACGGCUGGGUGGAGCUGCCGGGCCGGCUGAUGCCGCACAGUGACCCACACCAGCAGGAGCAGCUGACCGUAGAGUUCUCGACGACGCAGCCUGACGGCAUCCUCUUCUGGCACGGCCAGGAACCGGAGGCCUCCGGACGCGGCCAGGACUACCUCGCUCUAGCAGUUGUGAAUGGCAGCCUGGAGCUCAGCUACGAGCUAGGUUCGGGCCCGGCACGCAUUCGCUACCCGCUGCGAGUGGACGACGGUCGGACGCACACGGCCGUGGCGGAGCGGCAGGCCACGCAGGGCUCGCUGUCCGUCGACAACGGGACGCCCGAGUACGGCGAGAGCGGAGGCCUACGUGCCAUGCUCAAUACCGACGGCAGCAUCUACGUCGGCGGCCUCCCGAACCCGUCGCUGAUGACAGACGGCCGCUACCUGUCCGGACUGACGGGCUGCGUGCACGCCAUCUACAUUGACGAGGACACGGCGCCGCUUUACCUGCGGGAGCUGGCCAUUGGCGGCAGGAACGUCCGAUCCUGUGACUCUGGGUCUGAAAUUGACAACGAUCUGUUCGGACGGCGACAGAGACGACUCACAGCCGGCCACCGCCGAGGCAAGGGCAGGCGGCAGUCGGGGAGGAAAGCGUGAAGAAACUGCGGCAAAUUGAGAAGGAGAUUAAUGCAAUGAUUCUUUUUUGUGUUCACUAAUGUGUACGAGUGUGUGGAUCCAGUGUGGUGCCUUUGACUACCAGGAAAUUGUCAUAUUUCUGUCAGAGUGCUUCUAAUGUACGACAGUUGUAGUGGCGAGUUGCAACAUCUCUGUGUGUUCGUGUAUUAUUUUAAUUGUUCUCACUAAUCGGUGGGUUAAUCCACGGUGCAUCUCAAUUUCUUUUUUUACUGUGCUGUCCCCGAUGUUGAAACUGCCACUAGUUUAUAACAAUUGAGAAUGGUGGUGUCAAAUGCACCGUGCCUGCCUGCAUUUAAGAUAAUAGCUGUUAUUGUAAAAAGUAGGGCUGUGUUACUCUGAUUUCAUUUUCUUCUUAAGUGGCGGAAUGUAAAAGGAAGUAGGGAGAGGAAUGUAAUUUUCCUCCUCCUUUUUUCCUGCAUAAUUUUCUGUCCCCUUCCUCCUGUGUGCAUUUGUGCGUGUGCGAGAGAUAGGAUAUGUUUCUAGCGGACAAGGAAGUGUAACGUAAAAUGUAGCUGGGAAAAUACUGCACAUUUCCAGUUUUGCAUUCCUCUUGAUACGUACCCAUUUACUAGCUCAAAAGUACUGCUAGAAAAUUUGUACAGGAUUAACUUGCAAUUACAAAAAAAAACUGCAAAAAUUAUAGCUAUGACACAUUUGUUACUUGCAGCAUUUUUUGAUGCCAGUAGAAUAUCAGGAAUGUGCAAACACUUUCCCAGUCAUGUUUUAAAAAAGUAUUUUGCAUUACUUCUCAGUUUUAACAUUACUGAAAGCAGUAGUUUCUUCAUGUUAUUAUUAUUACUACUACUACUAUUGUACUACUAUUUUAUUAUUAUUAUUAUUAUUAUUUUUAAUUUAUUGCCACUGUCUCGAUACUCUUUUAUCUCGAGUUUGUAGUGUUCGUUUUUAACUCUGUGCGUAUUAUUCCUCUGUCCUGCCCGCACCACUAGAAUACAACUUUAUAUUACUGUGUAUAAAAUGCGGCACUUUCCUCUUGAGGGGGAGUAGCUGUUAAAUGAAACUGCCAUUGUAUUCUAGUGAAAACUGAAACUGAAAGAUGUUUUUUCUGUGACUUAUUAUUAUUAUUUUGUAACUGAGUGUUUAUAUGGAACUGUGAGGAGAUAUGAGAUGAUUUGCUCUGUUUUGUUUUUUAUGUAUUUUUUUAAAUGUUUGCUGCUAUGUCCUUUGGUGCUACUAAACUUUUUGUGCCAUAGUGUGCAUCCCAAACAAGUGCAGAUUUUUGUAUAUUAACUACUGUAGUAAGACACUGUCAUUGCCUCGAUGAUGACUGUCAGUUUAAGAUAAUACUUAGCGUUUAUUUGUGAAGGAUGAGGAAGAAAAGGUGAAGUAAAGCAUUAUAAUUUUACUGCCAUAAAAGUAAUAAUAAUAAUAAAUUAUGUCUGUUUGUAAGAAAAAAA
Schistocerca gregaria is the source of this 15765-nucleotide messenger RNA. RefSeq names its product basement membrane-specific heparan sulfate proteoglycan core protein (gene trol). The transcript is spliced from 87 exons. Gene Ontology annotation, molecular function: protein binding; calcium ion binding. Gene Ontology annotation, cellular component: plasma membrane. Bases 230 to 14311 code for a protein of 4693 amino acids. Lineage: Eukaryota; Metazoa; Arthropoda; Insecta; Orthoptera; Acrididae. The record is from RefSeq and is a predicted model, not a curated record.